GUGCGCUCUACGGAUCUACGCCUCAAAGCUACGCCGCUACGCCUCUGCGCUGUCCGUCGCACUUACGUUCUUCCGAUUUUGCUUUGUGAUUUUAUGUUAAUUUCACCCACUCGCAACACCCGAUGGUAGGGAAGUUCUUAUCAAGUCGAAACAUGUGAUCGAAGUCCCUGAAGUGGCUCGUGGCUCAGUGUAUGAUCGGUUCAAAGGGUCGCAACUCCGUGAGUGCCGUAGCAGCUUUAGUCCGUGCAUCUUCGCGCAUAGCCCUCAGUUUGAGUUUCAACAUGACGACUUUCGAAACGUUGAAGUUCGACAACUUGGCGUUACGGCGGUUGCCGAUCGACACAGAAAGUAGGAAUUACGUGCGCACGGUUCGCGGAGCCUGUUUUUCGCGAGUUAUGCCGACUCCCUUGAAGUCUCCGGAGAUGGUGGUGGUUUCCGAAGACGCGAUGCUGCUACUGGAUUUGGACCGCGCGCAGUUCGAAAGGUCGGACGCAGCCGAGUACUUCUCCGGAAACAAACUUCUCCCCGGUUCCGAACCGGCAGCGCACUGUUACUGCGGCCAUCAGUUCGGCUACUUCUCUGGACAGCUGGGCGAUGGUGCCGCCAUGUACUUGGGUGAAGUGAUCAACCAGAAAGGAGAACGCUGGGAGAUCCAGCUGAAAGGAGCCGGUUUGACGCCCUACUCUCGAUCCGCUGACGGCCGGAAGGUGCUCCGAAGCUCCAUACGUGAAUUCCUCUGCAGUGAGGCAAUGCACCACCUUGGCAUUCCUACUACACGAGCAGGGACGUGCAUCUCGUCGGAGACUCUGGUGUCGCGCGACAUGUUCUACGACGGACAUCCCAAGGAUGAGAAAUGUUCCGUCAUUCUUCGUAUUGCCCCUACGUUCCUCAGGUUCGGAUCCUUCGAGAUAUUUAAGACAUUGGAUCAGUUCACGGGAAGGGUGGGCCCAAGUGUCGGUCGGAAGGAUAUUCUCAUUCAGCUGCUUGACUAUUCCGUCGAAACCUUCUUUCCAAAGAUCUACCUUGAGCAUGGCAAUGAUAAGGAAAAGAUGUACAUCGAGUUCUUCAAAGAAGUGAUUAAGAGCACUGCAUCUCUUGUUGCUAAAUGGCAAUGUGUGGGAUUUUGUCAUGGUGUAUUGAACACCGACAACAUGAGCAUCCUGGGCUUGACACUCGAUUACGGUCCUUUUGGUUUUAUGGAUCGGUUUAAUCCCGAUCACAUCUGCAACACAUCAGAUGAUGGGGGAAGGUAUACCUACAUAAAGCAGCCAGAAAUUUGCCUUUGGAAUUUGAGAAAAUUUGCGGAAGCAAUACAGGGGGCUGUACCACUUUCAAAGACACUUCCGCUGUUGGAUGCAUAUUCUCUGGAGUAUGAAACCUGUUUUCUGGCAGAAAUAAGGAACAAGUUUGGACUCUUUCAGAAAGACCCAGCAGAAGACAAAGUGCUCAUCACAUCCUUUUAUGACGCGAUGGAGGCUACAGGAGCGGACUUCACACGGUCAUUUCGAUGCCUGAGCACCCUGUGCGUGCCUGGCCACGACCAGCAUGAAUCCAGCAAGGAUGCCCUGAAGGCAGCCUUACUGUCCUGCUGCAGCACACACAGCGACCUGAUGACUCACUUCAGGACACUCUCUAGCACAAGGGACUUCCAGUUGUUCCUCAUACUGUCCCAGUCCAACCCUGAGCUCCUCGAACAAUUGGGAAAAGGGGUUCUCGCAAAGGAGAGAAUCAUGGCACAGAUUGAAAAGGGAAAAGAACUGAAGGAUAUGACGGCAGAGGAGAUGGAGAAGAAGAAUGCCCAGGUGUGGACAGAAUGGAUAGAGAAGUACUCGAGAAGACUCGCUGCUGAGGCUAAAGACCACAGUGACUUGCAGGGGUUGCAAGAGCAGAGGGUGCAGUUGAUGAACAGCCAUAACCCGAGAUUUGUACUGAGGAACCAUGUUGCGCAACGAGCCAUUGACAUGGCUGAAAAAGGGGACUACUCUGAAGUGCACAAAGUGCUCAAGAUACUGCAGCAUCCAUACUCGGAUAACCCACUCGGCCUGAAAGUUUGUCCAGCAGAGUUUGAUGAGGGCUUCUAUGAAGGACGGUACUCCCUGAGUGCUGCUCCACUGAGGGUUUCUUGUUCAUCCUAGGAUGGGAAAGCGGAGGUCGGCCAGGGAAGCCGGCAACUUGGUGCCCAGCUCCACCGGAGGCAUCAGGGCCGCCACGCACGAGUCUGCCUCCGUGCCAGGGUCACCGCCGGGCCCCGUGGGCAGCCGGCGCCCCGCCCGCGACACAUCCGCCUCGGCCGCACGACCUGCACCCAGCACCGGCCCAUUCGUAGGAGGCACCACCAGUGCUUUCGAGGGCAGCUUAAUAAACUGUGACUACCUCGCAA
Ixodes scapularis (black-legged tick) is the source of this 2380-nucleotide messenger RNA. RefSeq names its product protein adenylyltransferase SelO, mitochondrial. The transcript has 13 exons. Bases 192 to 2135 code for a protein of 647 amino acids. Lineage: Eukaryota; Metazoa; Arthropoda; Arachnida; Ixodida; Ixodidae. The record is from RefSeq and is a predicted model, not a curated record.